Messenger RNA from Cucurbitaria berberidis CBS 394.84, 555 nucleotides. RefSeq lists its product as uncharacterized. The coding region runs from base 34 to 555 and encodes 173 amino acids. NCBI's taxonomy places the organism in Eukaryota, Fungi, Ascomycota, Dothideomycetes, Pleosporales, Cucurbitariaceae. The transcript has 2 exons. The record is from RefSeq and is a predicted model, not a curated record.
CUAGCCAGUGCAUAUACCCGAUACAUCAUCACUAUGUCGAAUUCGCAAAACCUAUCCACCCCUAAUCAUGCAUGGAACCCCGACAUGACCUACCGCCAGGACAGAGAUCGAGCUCUUGGUCCCACAACCAACCUACUAGAGGAUUAUGCAGACGCUAGCAUCGUGACCUGCUGGCGCACGUAUAAGAAACAUAAACAACCCAAUCAGAGGUGGGGCCAGGAAGUCGAUGUUGCUGUCAAGACCAGCAACACUAUUGAUCUCAUCGAUAGUAACGAGCGCGCCCUUGACCAAGUCAUCUGGGGUAUUACACACCCCAGCGACUGCCAUCCAGGCGUUAAGUCCAUCGUAGAAAACCCUGCACUGGUUGACCUACUCUUGAUUCGCCAUUUCAAGGCUCAUGGUGGUCUGGUGCUUCCUCCACUGCAAGCCGCACGUGAACUACAGGAAGCUCACGAGAUUGUAGCUAAGGAAGAGAUGGCUUCUGGUAAGACUUGGUGUACAGGUCGUACCAUGAUGCACUAUCCCAACUGGUAUGUUCAUUGCUUCGAAGUGUAG